Molecule: messenger RNA, 3029 nt
Organism: Chiroxiphia lanceolata (lance-tailed manakin)
Lineage: Eukaryota; Metazoa; Chordata; Aves; Passeriformes; Pipridae
Gene: SLC5A9
Product: solute carrier family 5 member 9
Biological process (GO): transmembrane transport
Cellular component (GO): plasma membrane
Molecular function (GO): D-glucose:sodium symporter activity
Source: RefSeq, a predicted model, not a curated record
UCCAGUCUGAGCGAGAAGAUCAGCAGUUUGCUCAGAGCCAUGAGCCGGCCGAUCCCAGCCAGCACGGAGCCACCCACGCUGCCAGGGGACACGGCAGCAGCCUUUGGAGUGGCAGACAUCAUCGUCCUGGUUCUGUACUUCGCCUUCGUCCUCGCCGUCGGGAUAUGGUCAUCGAUACGAGCAAGCCGAGGGACCAUUGGAGGCUAUUUCCUCGCUGGACGAUCCAUGACUUGGUGGCCUAUUGGGGCAUCCCUGAUGUCAAGCAAUGUGGGCAGUGGCUUAUUCAUCGGCCUGGCGGGCACUGGAGCAGCUGGGGGCCUUGCUGUUGGGGCCUUUGAGUGGAAUGCCACCUGGGCACUUCUGGCCCUCGGCUGGAUCUUCGUGCCUGUUUACAUAGCAGCAGGAGUAGUCACCAUGCCUGAGUACCUGCAGAAGAGAUUUGGAGGGCAGAGGAUACAAAUCUACAUGUCCAUACUGUCCCUGAUUCUCUACAUAUUCACCAAGAUAUCCACAGACAUUUUUUCCGGAGCAUUGUUCAUCCAAAUCUCUUUGGGCUGGAACCUCUACUUGUCCACUGUGGUCUUGCUAGCAGUGACUGCUGUCUACACCAUAGCUGGUGGUUUAACAGCUGUGAUUUACACGGACGUGCUGCAGACCGUGAUCAUGGUGCUGGGAGCUUUGGUCCUCAUGUUCAUAGGAUUUGAGAAAGUUGGCUGGUAUGAAGGACUUCAGGAGAAAUACAGCACAGCAAUACCAAAGAUCACAGUCCCAAACACGACCUGUCACCUCCCACGUGCAGAUGCCUUUCAUUUGUUCAGGGAUCCCAUCACAGGAGACAUUCCUUGGCCUGGCCUUAUAUUUGGUCUCUCUGUGCUGGCUCUUUGGUGCUGGUGCACUGACCAGGUGAUAGUCCAGAGGUCUCUCUCUGCCAAGAACCUUUCCCAUGCCAAAGGUGGAUCGGUGCUGGGAGGAUAUCUGAAAAUCUUCCCUAUGUUUUUCCUUGUCAUGCCAGGGAUGAUCAGCAGAGCUCUUUACCCAGAUGAAGUGGGCUGUGUGGACCCAGACAUCUGUAAAAGGGUUUGUGGAGCUGGUGGUUGUUCCAACAUUGCCUACCCCAAACUGGUGAUUGAACUCAUGCCUGAUGGGCUCCGGGGUUUGAUGAUUGCAGUGAUGAUGGCAGCUUUGAGUUCCCUCACCUCCAUUUUCAACAGCAGCAGCACUCUCUUCGUUAUAGACAUCUGGCAGCGGAUCCGCAGACAGGCUUCAGAGCAGGAGCUGAUGGUUGUGGGCAGAGUGUUUAUCCUCAUUCUUGUGGUCAUCAGUAUUCUCUGGAUCCCAAUCAUUCAAUCAGCCAACAGUGGAAAGCUCUUUGACUACAUUCAGUCCAUAACCAGCUAUCUGGCCCCACCCAUCACAGCUCUCUUCAUCCUGGCAAUCUUCUGCAAGAGGAUUAAUGAGCCUGGUGCUUUCUGGGGCCUCAUGGUUGGGCUGGCUGUUGGUCUGGUUCGGAUGAUCAUCGAGUUUAUUUAUAGCACACCGUCCUGUGGUGAGGAGGACAGAAGACCAGCUGUGCUAAAGGACUUGCACUACCUCUACUUUGCCCUCAUCCUCUGUGUCCUCUCUGCGAUUGUCACCGUCCUUAUUAGUGUCUGCACCCCACCGAUCCCUGAAGAAAAGCUCUCAUGCCUGACUUGGUGGACCAGACACAGAAAAGCACCUGCCAUUGACCUGAAAAACUGCAAGAGUGAGGCAGCACAGAUCAGUUCAGCCAAUGGAGAGAACGACUUGGUCAACAGUGCAGAGUCAGGCGAUAAGGAGGAGACAGCAGCCAAGCCUCCCUGCUGGAAAAUGGUGUAUUUGUGGUUCUGUGGUCUUUCCACCAGCCCCACGCCCACCCUGUCCCAGGAGGAGAGAGCUGCCCUGGAGCAGAGACUCACCAGCAUUGAGGAAAAGCCCCUGUGGAAGACUGUUUGCAAUGCCAAUGCUGUUCUCCUGCUGGCCGUUAAUGUCUUCCUGUGGGCAUAUUUCAGCUGAGGUGGGGUCAGGAAACGUGUGGCUUUGGUUUAUCUCACCUUCCUAAGAUGGAAGCAUCAGGUGACAGAGCCCCUGGUGAUGGUCCCACUGGCACUCUGUGGCACAGCCCUUCCCUGGAGGCACUGCUUGCUGGGAAUGACUGUGGGGCUCAGUUUCCCCAUAGGGUGAGACCAAGACUCAACACCAGUCACGUCUGGGAUGUGGGCCAAGUCUGGAGAUCUGGGGUCAAGUUUAAAGGUGCAAAGCCAAGCCCAGCAAGGAGUAAAGGCUUUGGAAAGCCCAGCUAUGGCUGGGUUCUCUCUCAGGGCUGACUUUGCACUUAUGCAUUUAGGGGAAGGACUUCUGGUUUACACUGGUGUGCAGAAUGAGACUUAAACACACUCUGCAGCUUUUUUAUAUGGCUAAAAUUCAAAUUUAAUUUUUAAUUCAGUGGGGGACCACUGGAUUAGCUCAGCAGUGACAACCUUGGCUCUCCAGACACUCCAGGAUCUGUGUUGGACCCCUUCCACCCCACCCCUCCUGCCUUGCUGGCAUCAGCAGUGGGAACAGGGAGCUUCUUCCUGCUUCCCGAGCCCCCAUCCUGCCCACUUGCUGUGUGACAGUGGGUCUCACAACAGCCCCAGCCUGUUUGCUCAUCAGGCUGAUGCUGCCCCUUGACAGCAUUACCAGCAAUAAAGGUGCCUUAGUAACCAAGCCAAUCCUGACUUUGGGUUAUUGUGGUGAUCUGUCCUGCACUGACACACGAAGGGCUCCCUGGGACCACAGUGACCCUGCUGUCUCAGGGAAAAGAAAUAUCCUUCCCUGGGACCUGAUCCAGGGCUUCGCUUUCUUGAGCAAGUUCAGGCUUCUCUGACCCAUCCUGGUGCCACAUGUGGUUUGUGGCACAGCCAUAAUCUUUUAAACCAUAGAGAGACAGCAAUAACCCCUGUUAAUAUCUGUGCCUGGUGGUUGGUGCUCACCUAGAGAAGGCUAAAAAUGCCCAUAGUGGCAUGUGA